This is a messenger RNA of Zootoca vivipara (common lizard), 1167 nucleotides long. RefSeq names its product NK6 homeobox 1 (gene NKX6-1). Gene Ontology annotation, cellular component: nucleus. Gene Ontology annotation, biological process: cell differentiation; regulation of transcription by RNA polymerase II. Gene Ontology annotation, molecular function: RNA polymerase II cis-regulatory region sequence-specific DNA binding; DNA-binding transcription factor activity, RNA polymerase II-specific. The record is from RefSeq and is a predicted model, not a curated record. Lineage: Eukaryota; Metazoa; Chordata; Lepidosauria; Squamata; Lacertidae.
AUGCUGGCGGUGGGGCAAAUGGAUGGCACCCCCCGGCAGAGCGCCUUCCUGCUCAGCAGUCCCCCCUUGGCCGCCUUGCACAGCAUGGCCGAGAUGAAGACCCCUCUGUACCCCGCCGCGGCCUACCCGCUGCCACCCCCCACAGCAGGCUCGGCUGUUCCCAGCGGACCCUCGUCCUUGUCCUGUUCCUCCUCUUCCUCGUCGUCGUCUUCCUCGGCCUCGGCCUCUCCCUCUCCGCCGCUAGGCUCCCCGACGCCGGCCGGCCUCAAGCCCCACAGCGCGGGGGCCCUGUCGGCGCUGGGCUCCCCCCCGCAGCAGCUCUCCGCCGCCACCCCGCACGGCAUCAACGACAUCCUCAGCCGGCCGUCCAUGCCAGCCCUCGCCGUCUCCUCGGCCGCCGCCUCUUCCUCGGUGGCUUCCUCGACGUCCGCCUCGCCGGCCGCCGGCCUCCUGGCGGGGCUGCCUCGCUUCAGCAGCCUCAGCCCCCCGCCGCCCCCGCCGGGCCUCUACUUCAGCCCCAGCGCCGCCGCCGCCGUGGCCGCCGUGGGGCGCUACCCCAAGCCCCUGGCCGAGCUACCCGGCAGGACCCCCAUCUUUUGGCCAGGGGUGAUGCAGAGCCCGCCUUGGAGGGACGCGAGACUCGCCUGCACGCCGCAUCAAGGCUCGAUUUUGCUGGAUAAAGACGGCAAAAGGAAGCACACAAGACCGACGUUUUCCGGCCAGCAGAUUUUCGCUUUGGAAAAGACUUUUGAGCAAACGAAAUACUUAGCCGGGCCGGAACGAGCGAGGCUCGCCUAUUCGCUGGGGAUGACCGAAAGCCAAGUAAAGGUUUGGUUCCAGAACCGGAGGACCAAGUGGCGGAAGAAGCACGCGGCCGAGAUGGCGACGGCCAAGAAGAAGCAGGACUCCGAGACGGAGCGGCUGAAGGGCGCCUCGGAGAACGAGGAAGACGACGACGACUACAACAAGCCCCUGGACCCCAAUUCGGACGACGAGAAGAUCACGCAGCUGCUGAAGAAGCACAAGACGGGGGGCGCCAGCGCCAGCCUCCUCCUUCACACCUCGGAGAACGAGGGAUCCUCCUAGACGGCAGGCGGGGAGCGAGCGGGAAAGAGAGAUACCGCCUGGUAGAAGGAGGGCGAGAGGCCCCGAUCUCAUUAUCCAUCC